CCGCAUUCCAAAUUCCCCCCACCGUGUCUCCGCCACCAACACCACCGCUCUGGCCACUGUAAUCACAAAUCUCUCUUACUCUUAGAGAAACAUAUAUUUGCAGAUCAAUUAUUCUUCCUUCUCCUCCUCUGUGUUUAAUUAAAUUAAUUUCGAUCAUCAAUCGAUCAAUACGUCGGCGGAGACAGAACGACGUCGCCAUCGUCGUUCUGCCAACACAACGCUAACCGAAACAGAGGAUUUACAUGGCCGCCGGGACAACAACGACGACAUUCCGACUGAGCCAACUCCACGACAUAUUCGACCGUUUCGACAUGGACUCAGACGGCAGUCUCACUGUCUUAGAGCUCGCCGCCCUGCUCCGCUCCAUCGGCCUCAAGCCGGCCUCCGGCGACCAGAUCCACGUCCUCCUUGCCGACAUCGACGCCAACGGCAACGGCUCCAUCGAAUUCGAUGAAUUAGUCUCCGCAAUCUCCAACAAUAUCGACGAGGAGACGCUGGGGAACCAGGACCACAUACUCGAGGUCUUCCGAUUGUUCGACCGCGACGGCAAUGGCGUCAUCACGUCGGCCGAGCUCGCCGGCGCCAUGGCCAAAAUGGGGCAGCCCUUGACGUACAAGGAGCUCACACAGAUGAUGAAGGAAGCCGAUACCGACGGCGAUGGAGUUAUCAGCUUUACCGAAUUCUCCACCGUCAUGGCCAGCGAUGAGGAGACGCUGGGGAACCAGGACCACAUACUCGAGGUCUUCCGAUUGUUCGACCGCGACGGCAAUGGCGUCAUCACGUCGGCCGAGCUCGCCGGCGCCAUGGCCAAAAUGGGGCAGCCCUUGACGUACAAGGAGCUCACACAGAUGAUGAAGGAAGCCGAUACCGACGGCGAUGGAGUUAUCAGCUUUACCGAAUUCUCCACCGUCAUGGCCAGGUCCACCAUGGAGUCUUUAGGGAUGGCUACAGCUGAUCCUUGA
Molecule: messenger RNA, 962 nt
Organism: Linum tenue
Lineage: Eukaryota; Viridiplantae; Streptophyta; Magnoliopsida; Malpighiales; Linaceae
Source: the annotation of a GenBank genome assembly